UGUCAGCUUGGUUACUUGGUGUGUCUUUUAUCGGAUUGUUCCUUUUUUUCUUGUUUUGUCCAGUUAUUUCGCAAAGUUUUCUUCAUCAUGUCAGAAGUUAGUAACCAGGGACAAUCUAGCUCGAUACCAACAGAAUCUUUACAGUCACAGCCAACAGUACAUGUGGUCCCCAUACCUAUAUCAUCACAUUCUCAACAUGGUUCCACAGCAACAUCACCUGUACCUAGUAAAUCAUCCACACCAGAUAACCCUACUCAUGCACCAAGAUUUGGUACUCUGAUUGCCAAUAGAAUAUUUGUUGGUGGUAUUACUUAUGAUACAAAUGAUAGUGCAUUAAAGGAGUAUUUUUCUAAGUUUGGGCAUGUGAAGGAAGCCAAAAUAAUUUGUGAUAGGGCAGGCGUGUCAAAAGGGUAUGGGUUUAUUACAUUUGAAACUCAAGAGGAAGCUACUAGAAUACAAGAUGAAUAUAAAAAUUCCAACAACUUAAUAUUUAGAGAUAAGAAAUUGAACAUUGGACCAGCAGUUAGAAAACAGCAAACAUAUUCAAAGAAUAUUAUGGAUGCAGUCCCAUAUUCAAAUGGAAUGGUGGUUCAUAAUCCUGGCUACAGUUACACAUAUCAGAAUGGUAUGGCCUAUUUUCAUGGUGAUAAUCCAUUAGGAAAUGCCCAGAUACCUCAUGCUACAAUACCACCAGCCGGUCUAUAUCAACCCUAUCCAUUUCCAAUCGUGAUGCAACCACCUGCUCAAGCAACACAGUAUCUCCCAGCUCCCCAAGCACCACAGUUCCCAACACCAGUCUAUCAACAACCAUCUCCUAACACACAGCAGUGGAAUGCAUCCGGUCAAUGGCGAUGGACACCACAGUCACCACCAAUGAAUGCUCCAAACAUGGUUCCAAUGUAUCCCAUGAGUCCACAAGCAAAUGAAGUUAUCUAUCCAUCUCACCCUUAUCAACCUGAGAUGACAGAACUACCAAUGGAUAUGCCGGUAAUGCAAGCACAGGCUGAGAGUGCCAUCGUGCCAGCCGGAAUGGACCAACAGGCAACCAUGAAUCGCCCAUAUGUGCCCGAUGUUGCUUACCACGAGGCUAUGAAUGUGAUUCCAAGAGUCAAUACAAUGAAAAUGAAUGGACCCAAGAAAUCUUUUGUGAGCCGUGGACGCCAACGCAGUACACCUCUACGCAAUAGUAAACCAGGUGGUUACUCUAGUGUCAAUGGGGCAGGUAUGAACAUCUUGACCAAGGACGAGAUGAAGAUGGAUGGUGUUGGCAUGGUAUCUUCCCCUACUCUUGAGAAGUAG
Molecule: messenger RNA, 1299 nt
Organism: Saccoglossus kowalevskii
Lineage: Eukaryota; Metazoa; Hemichordata; Enteropneusta; Harrimaniidae
Product: protein boule-like
Biological process (GO): 3'-UTR-mediated mRNA stabilization; positive regulation of translational initiation
Cellular component (GO): cytoplasm
Molecular function (GO): mRNA 3'-UTR binding; translation activator activity
Source: RefSeq, a predicted model, not a curated record